AUGGAUGCAUCUGUCCCCAUCGGGGGUAUCUCGGUGGCUCUCCUCUGCAGCAGCCUCCUGAGUUGUGCGUGGGCUCUGGUUGACCCUGAUGAUGUUCUCACAAAAGAAGAGCAGAUCUAUCUCCUGGUGGAAGCUAAAGAGAGAUGUCGGGGAGACAUAAAAGCCCAACUGGAGAAGAUCAAAGACACCAGCUGCCUUCCAGAGUGGGAUGGGAUCAUCUGCUGGCCAAAGGGCUCCCCCAGUCAGGAGGUGUCAGUGCCCUGCCCCGACUACAUCUACGACUUCAAUCAUAAAGGUCAUGCCUACAGGUACUGCAGUGCCUAUGGGACUUGGGCCAUGGCUCUCAGCACCAACAAGACUUGGGCCAACUACACUGAAUGUGCUCCGCUCUUCUCCCCUGAGAGCCGCAGCCGCCAGAAGGAGGUGUUCGACCGCCUGCACCUGAUGUACACUGUUGGCUACUCCAUCUCCCUGGCCUCCCUCAUCGCGGCUGUUUGCAUCCUCUCCUACUUCAAGCGCCUGCACUGCACACGCAACUACAUCCACGUCCACCUCUUCACCUCCUUUAUCUGCCGCGCUGUGAGCAUCUUCGUGAAGGAUCUGGUGCUCUACUCUGGGACCAUGGGCAGCGAGGCAGAGAAGAUCCAGGAGGAUGAUUUCAAGGCAGAAACGGGUCCCUCGCCGGGACAGAGUCACCUGGUUGGCUGCAAGGUGGCAGUGACCCUCUUUCUCUAUUUUCUGGCCACCAACCACUACUGGAUUCUGGUGGAAGGUCUCUACCUGCACAGCCUGAUCUUCAUGGCUUUCCUCUCCAACAAGAACUACCUGUGGGUCCUCGUCAUCAUUGGCUGGGGUCUCCCUGCUGUGUUUGUGUCUGUCUGGGCCAGCGUCAGGGCCUCCCUGGCUGAUACACAGUGCUGGGACCUCAGUGCAGGCAACAUGAAGUGGAUUUAUCAAGUCCCCAUCCUGGCUGCCAUCGUGGUGAACUUCUUCCUCUUCCUCAACAUUGUCCGAGUGCUGGCCUCCAAGCUCUGGGAGACAAACACAGGCAAGCUGGACCCCCGGCAGCAGUACAGGCAACUGCUGAAGUCCACACUGGUGCUGAUGCCCCUUUUUGGAGUCCAUUACGUGGUGUUCAUGGCCAUGCCCUACACAGAAGUCUCCGGGGUGCUGUGGCAGAUCCAGAUGCAUUAUGAGAUGCUCUUUAACUCCUCUCAGGGUUUCUUUGUGGCUUUUAUCUACUGCUUCUGUAACGGGGAGGUGCAGGCAGAGAUCAAGAAAGCUCAUUUUCGGAGAAGCCUGGCACUGGACUUGAAGCAGAGGGCUCAUGCCACCAGCGCAGGGGGGAGCUGCUGCUACGCUGGGCUGGCCUCCCAUGCCACCAGAAGCUUCAGCGUCAGCCUGGCAGGGCGAAGAGCAGGGAGCACACAACAGCGGGGGCUGCUGCUCCCGGCCUGUGCCAGCCUGCCAGGCUACAUCCCCAGCUCCUUUGCCUCUGGGAACUUUUUGCCCUGCCCAACCCAGGAGAUAAGCCAGAAAGCCUGUGGGAAAAACAUAGUAGAUUCGGCAGAGCCGAACCAGCAUCACCCCAACCUGAACAAAGAGCUGGAGACAGUGUUGUGAAGGGACUGCUGUGUUACACCGUGCCUGGGAAGACGCUGAGCCUGAUGAACUGGGCUCUUUUUUGCACUUGUAUGAAGAGCCAGGGAGGGGCUGGAAGCUGGAACAGCAAACACAUUUUCCCUUUCCCUCACAGACAGUGGGCAAAGGGACCAGGAUACUCCCACUCCUUCUGCCCACCUGGUCCAAACCCAAGCAGCCAGCUCCCACCCUUGCAUCCUUCCACGCACAAGCGGUCACUGCAAGUGAUGUUCUGCGCGUGCAAAGCCUUGGCUCAGCACCAGGAAGCAGCCCUCCAUGCUCUUACCUCAGCAGUCUGGAAGGUGACUGGAAGGUGACUUCAGCUCCAGCAGGUGUACAGUUCACUCAGCAAGCCUCAGUCCUGAGGCCCAACUGCCCUGUUUAAUGCCCAUCUCUACAUUGUGCAGUCUGGGGCUGGCAGGGCACUGCCUGCAGGGCUGCUCUGCACCUCACUCUGCCCUGGCAUCCCUGCCAGCUCACAGAUCCUGGGAAGCCUGGCACACAGCACUCAUCCACCAACAGCGAACGCGUGGCACUGGGAUGUGAUGGAUGCAUGGAGGUAGGAUGAGCGUUUUUGCCUGGGAAGGGCACAGGUAAAUGCUCGAGUCCCCCUUGUGUGGCUGUCCAUGAACACAGAGGUCACUGCAUGCAAGAGUCUUGGCCCUGUCAUCUUUUUGCAGGCUAAAUUGUGAAUAAAGAAGCAGCCUAUGUGGCUUAUUCCCA
This is a messenger RNA of Pogoniulus pusillus (Red-fronted tinkerbird), 2364 nucleotides long. RefSeq names its product parathyroid hormone/parathyroid hormone-related peptide receptor-like. Gene Ontology annotation, cellular component: plasma membrane. The transcript has 13 exons. Gene Ontology annotation, molecular function: parathyroid hormone receptor activity; G protein-coupled peptide receptor activity; peptide hormone binding. Gene Ontology annotation, biological process: adenylate cyclase-modulating G protein-coupled receptor signaling pathway; cell surface receptor signaling pathway. Lineage: Eukaryota; Metazoa; Chordata; Aves; Piciformes; Lybiidae. The record is from RefSeq and is a predicted model, not a curated record. Bases 1 to 1623 code for a protein of 540 amino acids.